This is a messenger RNA of Daucus carota subsp. sativus, 1454 nucleotides long. RefSeq lists its product as uncharacterized. Gene Ontology annotation, biological process: regulation of DNA-templated transcription. The record is from RefSeq and is a predicted model, not a curated record. NCBI's taxonomy places the organism in Eukaryota, Viridiplantae, Streptophyta, Magnoliopsida, Apiales, Apiaceae. Gene Ontology annotation, molecular function: double-stranded DNA binding. The transcript has a single exon. The coding region runs from base 56 to 1225 and encodes 389 amino acids.
CCCGUAAGAUUUCAAUUCACUCUUCUCUGUCCUUUUAGUUUGUUUCAUAUGCAAAAUGUUUGCUUUAUACAACAAACCUAGAACUAUCAUUUCAUGUCUGAAUAUUAUCAACUCCAAAUUAAGGUUUCUUGAUAAUGUAUCAAGAACCAUCACAAAUGCAUCACCCAAAAUUGAAAACCCUGAAAUUGGUUCCAAGAAUCACUCAUUUACUGUCUCUUACCUUAUAAAUAAUCAUGGGUUAUCCCCACAAGUUGCUAUAUCAAACUCGAAGAGGGUAAAGUUUGAAUCUUUAGAUAAACCUGAGUCUGUUGUGGCCCUCUUCAGAGACCAUGGAUUUAGUGAUAGUCAGAUAUCAAAUAUAAUUUCUAAAUGCCCGCAGCUCCUUACUUAUAAUCCUAAAGUGACCCUUUUGCCGAAACUGAAGUUCUUUUUCUCUAUUGGCGCAUCAAGUGAUGAUGUUGCCUCAAAACCUUAUAUUUUGGACCGCAGCUUGGAUAAGCGACUUGUUCCGUUUCAUGACUCUUGCAAGAGUAUGUUUCUUUCUGACAAACAGAUUUUUAAUAUUUUAAGGAAGCAUGGUUCUUAUAUUUUAGGCAUCCCGCGAGUGAGCGAUAAUCCUAAUGUUAAACUAUUAAAAGAAGUUGGAGUUGGAAUGAGGUAUAUUGGUCAGAUCAUAUACAGAAAACCCAGGUUCAUGAACAUAAACCAUGACAGAUUUAAGACAGUUGUUUACGAGCUUCUGGAAAUGAAAUUCGAUCCGUCCAGAGCUCAUUUUGUCGCGGCACUCUCCGUAAGAUUAGCUAUGAGUAACCUGACAUGGGCACACAAAAUCGAAGUUUACAAGAGGUGGGGUUGGACUGAGCAUGAGAUUAUGUCAGCUUUUAGACAGAAUCCAAUCUGUAUGAGUUUAUCCGAGGAAAAUAUCAUGAGUGGGAUGGAUUUCCUUGUGAAUAAAAUGGGCUUCCAGUCUAUGACUAUUGCUAAAAGACCAGUCGCUCUAACUUACUCAUUAAAAUCGAGAUUGAUUCCAAGGUGUUCAGUUAUCAAGGUUCUGCAGAUGAAAGGUUUAAUAAGCGAGGAUUUAAGCUUACUUUCACUUUCGAUUCUGAUGAUUACCGAUCAAAGCUUUGUGAAUCGGUUUAUAAUCAAGUAUAAGAAACAGCUUCCUCAACUAUUAAAUGCAUAUCAAAGUAAGCUGGGCAUUCUGGAAUUAGGUGAAAGCUAAGAUUCUUAUGUUCAGCAUUUCAGCUUUCAUGUUUAUUUAUAAAUUGUGUUUACUGGGUAGUUACUAAAACCUAGCCAUCACCGGAAUGUGUUUAAUAUUCCAGUGUGUUUUGCAAAAGCACUUAAAGCCAACAAGCUCUUUAGUUGCCUCCCAUGUGGUGAGAAAUCUUGAAUCUUGAAUAUAUUAUGUCUCCUGUUUUUCAUUUUAUUGUUUGUUGAAUUUGUUUCAA